CCGGGCGAGCGCUUGCAGGAGCUCGCGCCUGGCGGUGUCUGCGCGGAGUGGCGGGCCGAGGGGAGCGGAGGCCUGAGCCUACCCCGACCGCGGCGCCAAGCGGAGCUGAUCGGAGGAGCGGGGGCUGCGGAGUUAGAUCCUGCGCGGCACGCCCCUCGGCCGCGCUCCAUGUUCCGGCCGCGGCCCGAUCCCGCGCCCCGGGCAGCCCCCAUGCCCUGCGUGCGCCGGGAGCCGUAGGCUGCAGCUGAGCCGCGGCUCCGGGAGCCGGCGGGGGCGCCGCGGCCGUGGGGGGCGUCAAUGGAUCGCCACUCCAGCUACAUCUUCGUCUGGCUGCAGCUGGAACUCUGCGCCAUGGCCGUGCUGCUCACCAAAGGUGAAAUCAGAUGCUACUGUGAUGCCGCCCACUGUGUGGCUACUGGUUAUAUGUGCAAAUCUGAGCUGAGCGCCUGCUUCUCCAGGCUUCUCGAUCCUCAGAACCCAAAUUCCCCUCUCACCCACGGCUGUCUGGACUCUCUUGCAAGCACAGCAGACAUCUGCCAAGCCAAACAGGCACGAAACCACUCCGGCACCGCCGUCCCCACGCUGGAAUGCUGUCACGAAGACAUGUGCAAUUACCGAGGGCUGCAGGAUGUCCUCGCCCCUCCCAAGGGGGAGGCCUCAGGACAAGGCAACAGGUAUCAGCCUGACGGUAGCAGAAACCUCAUCACCAAAGUGCAGGAGCUGACUUCCUCCAAAGAGUUGUGGUUCCGGGCGGCAGUGAUCGCUGUUCCCAUCGCCGGAGGGCUGAUCCUGGUGUUGCUGAUCAUGCUGGCCCUGAGGAUGCUGCGGAGCGAGAACAAGAGGCUGCAGGACCAGCGGCAGCAGAUGCUGUCCCGUUUGCACUACAGCUUCCACGGACGCCACUCCAAAAAGGGGCAGGUUGCCAAGUUGGACUUGGAGUGCAUGGUGCCUGUGAGUGGCCACGAGAACUGCUGUCUGACGUGCGAUAAGAUGAGGCAAGCUGACCUCAGCCACGACCGGCUCCUCUCGCUGGUGCACUGGGGCGUGUACAGCGGCCGCGGGAGGCUGGAGUUCGUAUGAUGGAGACUCCCCGGAACCCCACUUCCGGGACCCUCGAAGGCCCUUGAGUUCUGCUGGACAGGAGCACUUUAUCCGAA
Molecule: messenger RNA, 1157 nt
Organism: Sus scrofa (pig)
Lineage: Eukaryota; Metazoa; Chordata; Mammalia; Artiodactyla; Suidae
Gene: BAMBI
Product: BMP and activin membrane bound inhibitor
Biological process (GO): negative regulation of transforming growth factor beta receptor signaling pathway; transforming growth factor beta receptor signaling pathway; positive regulation of canonical Wnt signaling pathway
Molecular function (GO): frizzled binding
Source: RefSeq, marked provisional